ACUCGACCUUGCUCUUCCUCUUCCUUGCGAUUGCCCUCAAGACGCGAUUACCAGCGAUAUAGGUUAAUCCACCGACCACGGCUAGAUACUUCAGCGUCUCAAACAUGUUCAGCUGGAGCCAGAACACGAAAUACAAGGCGAACAGUGCUAAAAUACAGAUAUAAUACCAUAAAAACCGAGUUCACCAACUGGGGGAAGACCAACAAGAAACAUAUAGAUCACCAAUACAUCAGAGUGACCUGCUAG
Messenger RNA from Haemonchus placei, 246 nucleotides. The record is from the annotation of a GenBank genome assembly. Lineage: Eukaryota; Metazoa; Nematoda; Chromadorea; Rhabditida; Trichostrongylidae.